AAAUAUAGUUAAUCCACGAUCGCUUUGUGACGUACUGGUUCCGUAUUUCACUAUGGGUGUAAAGUUUGCUUUAAUAUUGUUUGCAUUAUUGUUUGCAUAUCUUGGGAUUUAUUUAAACGUUCCGCUUCCCGAAGGCAUACAAGAAAAAUGGACACUGAAAGCAUUCCUUGCUGGAUUUAAAGUUGCACAUUUGAUGGGGUCGGUUGGCAGCGGUAUUGGAUAUGGCAGCAAUUUGAAUAUCACCAGAAUAACGUUUGGUACAAUGUUUGCAUGGACAUCUCAACCUAUUUCAUCUGAAGGAUUAGAGAUCCGUGACACCACUAUAGAAGAAGUACCAGUCCGUAUAUACCGCAAAAAUGGUUUGGAUGGGAAACUUUUACCCGUCCUAGUGUAUUACCAUGGCGGCGGCAUGAUAACGUUCUCCCUAGAUUGUUAUGAAAACAUUUUAAGACAAAUGGCCAAGGAGUUGGACAUUAUCAUCAUUUCUGUAGGAUACCGGUUGGCACCAGAACACAAGUUUCCGGCCGCAGCAGACGAUUGUUACACAGUAACGCUGAAUGUUCUUAAGCAAACAGACGUUUACGGAGGGGAUAAAACCAAAGUGGCAAUAGCUGGUGACAGCGCUGGUGGUAAUUUAGCGGCAGCCGUGUCUUGGCUAUUGGCAUACAGCACAACUGGUAUAGUCCAACCUAUAUUACAAGUCCUUAUUUACCCAAUGCUCCAAGCCAAUAACUUCCAAGUCCCUUCAUAUGUGAAACAGAGCAACGAGCUCGCGCUAGGUGGCGCUAUUGCGGGGGCGUGGUAUAUUUACUGCACGGGUAAAUCAACCCCUCCUGUUGCAGAACUUCUCGCCAACAAUCACACAUCGUAUGAAUUUAAGAAAUCAAAGUACUGGAAGUUCGCCGACGUCAGCUUGAUACAGCAUCCUAGGUACAAAGUAAAACACGUUGACCCACCAGGCAGUUUAUACAACGAAGAUCUUGCACGUGAGCUCGAGCCGUGUGUGACAGAUCCAUCUUUUUCACCACUAAUGGCCGACGACUUAUCGAAAUUGCCAAAAACUUAUUUUCUAUCCGCAGAAUUUGAUAUUUUAAGAGAUGAAAGUUUUAUGUAUGAAGCCAGACUAAAAUCUGCUGGAGUCGAGGUUACGCACGAGCAUUUGUACGGUGCUUGGCACGGGGUGGUUUCAUACACGAGGACAGCUACAGGUCGUGACGCUCUUCAAAAGGUCAUCAAAUUUUUAAGGAAUAAUUUAUGAUACAGAUACAAUAUUAGAGAAGGAAAUCAUUUAAUUUUUGUUCAUGUUUUUUUCUUUAAUUAUCUCCCUUUUAUUAGUUUCUAAAUAUAUCUUGAACAAAGCCCAACUCCAAAACUAUAGAAAAUUGGGUAAUGAAUAAAAGACAUCUGGAAAAGUAAUGUGACCAAGACUCGUAACUGGUGAGCCAAUUUUAGAGUAGCCUCCCUCAGUUUGUGAUUUUUCUUUUCUGCCCAGAGCAAAUGUAUAAUCACUUCAGCCACACAUCUUCAUUACCAAAACAGUUUCGAAAAUAAAUGAUUCUGCUCUCAAUUUUUUUAUUCCUACAAGCAAAUAAAAAAACAAACAUGCAUCGUAUUAUCAACAUGCGUCAACUGAAAUCUGAAUAAAACACACAAGACCUGGCCACCCAUUUAUUGCAAAAUUUUACGCCGGGGUUUGACAAUUCUAACAAUAUUUUUUCGGACAAAGUCCGUCUGUUAUCAGUUUGACUUCCUGUAAAAUUUACAGUGAGGGACUGAAUAUGGUAAGAAUUUUCAUUGGUCAUUUAAAAAUUACAAACUGAAAUCGGUGACACUCAUUGGUCAUUCUAAAAUAAAAUGUUCAGGAUAGUUCUAACCUAUAUAGGAUAGUUCUUACCAUUCUAAAAUAAAAUUUUAAGGAUGGCUGUAUGAUAAAAUGUAAGGGAUAGUUUUGUAUGUUCGUGAAGUUAGCCAGACAGCCGGAGCAGCAGGAACAAAUUUUUGUCUUGUCCGGCUGUUCCGGCUUCUCCCGCUAGCCGGAAUCCGGUUCCUGCAUGAUCGGCUAGCCGGAGAAGAUACAAUGUAGUUUAAAAUUAUUUAUCACCUCGAUCCAUGGCUAUUACGGCUGGCCUGAAUAACCAAAAAGAUGAAGAAAAAAAAUCCAGGAACAAAUUGAUGAAUAUUUGUGUCGUGCAAAGUGUGACUGUGGGUCCGCUGGCAAAGGUUUGUCCGUCGGGAAUGCUCUAGUAUUUUUCCGACGUGGAGCCAAAGAUCGUGCUAUAAAUAGUCAUUUGAACUCAAAUCUCGCCAAUUCUGACUGGCCCCUGUGAGGCUCCGCCUCAAUCGCACAGAAUUGCCACUAUAA
Ruditapes philippinarum (Manila clam) is the source of this 2362-nucleotide messenger RNA. Its product is annotated as arylacetamide deacetylase-like. Gene Ontology annotation, molecular function: carboxylic ester hydrolase activity. NCBI's taxonomy places the organism in Eukaryota, Metazoa, Mollusca, Bivalvia, Venerida, Veneridae. The coding region runs from base 53 to 1258 and encodes 401 amino acids. The record is from RefSeq and is a predicted model, not a curated record. The transcript has 6 exons. Gene Ontology annotation, cellular component: membrane.